Messenger RNA from Micromonas commoda, 423 nucleotides. RefSeq lists its product with no specific name. The record is from RefSeq and is a predicted model, not a curated record. NCBI's taxonomy places the organism in Eukaryota, Viridiplantae, Chlorophyta, Mamiellophyceae, Mamiellales, Mamiellaceae. The transcript has 2 exons. The coding region runs from base 1 to 423 and encodes 140 amino acids.
AUGACGGCGUCGCUAUCGUCGGCCGGCAUCGUCUCGUGCGUUCGCGUCGCGCCCUCGCGGUCGCGACCCUCGCGGUCUUCGCGUCCAGGCGUCGACUUCGAGAGGCGACGCGUGGGAUGGAGGAACGCGCGCGAGGUGCGAGGGAAGAACGCGGGCGAGACGCGCGCGGCGGAGAUGAUGGGCGUGCCGCUGUACCCGGAUGACCUGCUCGAGGCUUGCGCCCCGUGGGGUAACGUGUGCGUCGUCGCCGGCACGCACUACAUCCCGAUCGCGCUCCCGUCCAUCCUCGGCACGCUCUUCCUCCUCCUCCCUCUCGUCGCCGUCGCCGCGAAGCUGCGGGCCAGCGACCAGGAGGUGACCCGCGCGCAGUUGAGGAUCGAGCAGUUGGAGACGGAGCUCCGCGUGCUGAAGGAAAGGCUGUAA